This is a messenger RNA of Thlaspi arvense, 2228 nucleotides long. Lineage: Eukaryota; Viridiplantae; Streptophyta; Magnoliopsida; Brassicales; Brassicaceae. The record is from the annotation of a GenBank genome assembly.
UGUGAAGAUUCUUUAGGUUGCAAAAGAACAGAGUCCACAAGAAUUCUCACUUUCCGUAAUGAGAUGUAGCUAUAGAAAAUCGAUUCGCAAAAAGUUACAAAUGACUUUUGUUUGGUUUCUGAUAAAAAAAACAAGUUAUUUGGCCGAAUCCAGUGGCUAUGCUGCUUCGUCUUUUUGCGCUCUCCUAAUGCCACAUGAUCUGAUCUGACGAGUGUCCAAAUUCACGUCAGACACACAAUUGUAAUCUGCUGAAACGUUUAUAUAUAUAUUUUUAAUUUCACAUAAAAACACUUCAAAAGUCUUUCUUGCUGUGCUGAACUUUGGAGGUGACGACACUGAGUCGAAGGCGUCGCCUUUAACUUUUCUUGUAGUUUGAGGCGAUUUUGGAGUUUAUUCUCUGGAUUUUGAGUUGUGGGGUUCACUCUCUACUUUGGUUUGUACUCGUUCGAAUCUAGUGGGUGUUGAUAAGCUUGAAGUGAGCAGAGCUUUUUUGCCUUUAGCUUGGAAAUUAAAGUCCGGAAGAAAUGUCUCUAAAGGCAUUAGACUACGAGUCACUGAAUGAAAACGUGAAGAAUUGUCAGUAUGCAGUCAGAGGCGAACUCUAUCUUCGUGCUUCUGAGCUUCAGAAAGAAGGCAAAAAGAUUAUUUUCACAAAUGUUGGAAACCCACAUGCUUUGGGACAGAAGCCUCUGACAUUUCCUCGUCAGGUGGUUGCUCUAUGCCAAGCUCCAUUUCUGCUAGAUAACCCAAACAUUGGGAUGAUAUUCCCAGCAGAUGCUAUUGCAAGAGCUAAGCAUUAUCUUUCCUUGACCUCUGGUGGUCUUGGUGCUUACAGUGACUCAAGAGGCCUUCCUGGAGUUCGGAAAGAAGUUGCUGAGUUCAUUGAACGGCGUGAUGGAUAUCCAAGUGAUCCAGAACUCAUAUUUCUAACUGAUGGAGCUAGCAAAGGUGUGAUGCAGAUCUUGAAUUGUAUCAUACGCAAUCAGAAAGACGGGAUUCUGGUUCCAGUUCCACAGUAUCCACUCUACUCAGCGACCAUAUCUCUGUUAGGUGGCACUCUUGUUCCUUACUAUCUCGAAGAGACUGACAACUGGGGACUUGAUGUUAACAACCUUCGUCAAUCUGUUGCUCAGGCUCGCUCUCAAGGAAUAACAGUAAGGGCAAUGGUGAUAAUCAACCCCGGAAACCCAACUGGUCAGUGUCUUAGCGAGGCUAACUUAAGAGAGAUCUUGCGGUUCUGUUGUGAUGAGAGAUUGGUUCUUCUUGGAGACGAAGUGUAUCAGCAAAACAUAUACCAAGAUGAGCGACCCUUUAUCAGUUCCAAGAAGGUUUUGAUGGAUAUGGGAACACCCAUCAGCAAGGAAGUUCAGCUCAUAUCGUUCCACACCGUUUCUAAAGGUUAUUGGGGAGAAUGUGGGCAACGAGGUGGUUACUUUGAGAUGACGAAUAUCCCUCCCAGGACCGUUGAGGAGAUAUACAAGGUUGCAUCUAUAGCUCUCAGUCCCAACGUCUCUGCGCAGAUAUUUAUGGGUUUAAUGGUUAGCCCACCAAAGCCUGGAGACAUUUCUUAUGACCAAUUUGUUCGUGAGAGCAAGGGAAUAUUAGAAUCGCUGAGAAGAAGAGCGAGGAUCAUGACUGAUGGAUUCAACAGCUGCAAAAACGUAGUAUGCAACUUCACGGAAGGUGCUAUGUACUCGUUUCCUCAAAUAAAGCUGCCGUCGAAAGCAAUCCAAGCGGCGAAACAAGCCGGAAAAGUCCCUGACGUUUUCUACUGCCUUAAGCUCUUAGAAGCCACAGGAAUCUCCACAGUUCCUGGCUCUGGAUUUGGACAGAAAGAAGGGGUGUUUCAUCUGAGGACAACGAUUCUUCCUGCGGAAGAAGAGAUGCCAGAGAUUAUGGAUAGUUUCAAGAAGUUCAACGAUGAGUUCAUGUCUCAGUACGGUGAUAACUUUGGUUACUCAAGAAUGUGAGAAGAAAGGACUCGAGAACACUUCCUUCUUCUUUCCACUCUCUUGAAAAGCUAUAAGCCAAUGGUCCUAUACUCUGUAAAACGCUUCUUAUGCUUUUGAAAACCUUUGAUGUAUCUAUUGGAAUCUAUUUGGAAAAACAAACACAACAUAAUAACCAUCUCAAUUUCAUCUCUAUUAUUGUGAAAGUAGGCAGAGAGAUUAAAAUGUUCUGUUAAAGUACAUUUAUUCAAGUUUUUGGUAGAUAAAGGAAUAUUCUGU